Capsaspora owczarzaki ATCC 30864 is the source of this 1240-nucleotide messenger RNA. RefSeq lists its product as hypothetical. The transcript is spliced from 7 exons. The coding region runs from base 52 to 1077 and encodes 341 amino acids. The record is from RefSeq and is a predicted model, not a curated record. Lineage: Eukaryota; Filasterea; Ministeriida; Capsasporidae.
GCUCCAGUCUUUUUAAAAAAAUUAUUGUAGUUUGCCUAACUCUGCAACACAAUGCUUCGCACAUUCACUCUCCGCGUCGCCCAGCCCCUCGCCCGCCAAGUGCGCGCUCAGUCCACUGCCGCCGCUGCAGCGACUGAAUCCCCGUUCGGCGUCAAUGGCACCAAGUCCACCCCUGAGCAGAUCAAGGCGGCCGAAGCCAUGUGGGCCAAGAGCGCGAGGGCAUUCGUCAACAUUCCCCGUGAAAACAUUUCCUUCGUUGCCGUCCCGUCCGCAACCAACGAAGCCAACGUCCUGCCGCUGUUCCAGAUCAAGGGCGAGCCUGCAGCAAAGAACUCGUUCGACGCUGGUCUCCGCCACCUCACCCCCAUCUCGUCGCUCCUGAUUGCCACUUUGGGCCGUGACGGCACCACCGGUCGCGAGUCGUUCCGAGGCAACGUUCUCAUCGCGGAAGACCAAGCUGAGCACCAGCUCUUGUUGUCGGCAGCCGCCAUCGAUGGACAGCCUGGCAUCAACCCGACCUUCCAACAGUACGCCGAGUUCUACUCGUUCCUUCGCGACGAGCUUGUGGCGCACGUCGUUGCCAACCGCGACGCUUACGCACCCUCGUACAAGAAGCUCCGAUCCGUCCCUGUGGAUCGCCUUAAGGACUUCCUUCUCGCCUCGUACCGAGAGCCAAUUCACCACCGCGAAGACUCUCAAGGCCAACUCGGCGCUGAUGAUUACAUUGUCUUCAAGAAGCGUGCCUUCCUGAAGCUUGAUCCCAAGACUUACGAACUGCGCAAGUCCCACGCCAACUUUGACCACGAACUCUGGGCGUCCAAGAAGGUUGUGCCCUACCCCAUUCCUGUUCACGACAAGUUCGGCACUAUGCUGCCAAACAAGACCAACGACGACCGCAAGCUCACUCGCGGCGACAUUGUUCUUGCCGAGGUCUUGCUGCAGCCCCAACUCUUCGAACUCGCUGGAACUUUCGGCAUGGGCUUCCGACGCCAACUCAAGAGCGUCGUCGUGCUCAACCGUGCCGACCGCGUUGCCUAUUCGAAUCAAGGCACGUCCGCGUUCGUGGUGGACGCCUAAAACUCAGAUUGUCGUUUUUUGCGGAUGAUACUGCUACGCUUGCUGGCCGUCUUCGAUUCGCCGUUUGAAUUUAAUGAGCAUCUGGUGUCGGUGACGAACGUUCACAAUGAUUUUACGAAACAAUUUUACGAAACAAAAAAAUACAUUCGAUGUUGUCAACCAA